Daucus carota subsp. sativus is the source of this 1401-nucleotide messenger RNA. Its product is annotated as NAC domain-containing protein 2. Gene Ontology annotation, biological process: regulation of DNA-templated transcription. Gene Ontology annotation, molecular function: DNA binding. The record is from RefSeq and is a predicted model, not a curated record. The transcript is spliced from 3 exons. Lineage: Eukaryota; Viridiplantae; Streptophyta; Magnoliopsida; Apiales; Apiaceae. The coding region runs from base 110 to 1057 and encodes 315 amino acids.
CCAUUAUUUUCACUACUCAACACUUCAGCAACUACAAGCUCUCCAACAAACUACAAGAAGGUUAAGAAGAACAAGAAAGGGAAUUUUUAUUUAUUUUUGAAGAAGGAAGAUGAAGAACAGUGGGAGUGAGAUUGAGUUGCCUCCAGGAUUCAGGUUUCAUCCCACGGAUGAGGAAUUGGUGAUGCAUUAUUUGUGUAGGAAAUGUGCUUCUCAGCAGAUUUCUGUGCCGAUUAUUGCGGAGAUUGAUCUCUACAAGUUUGAUCCAUGGCAGCUUCCUGAAAUGGCUUUGUAUGGUGAGAAAGAGUGGUACUUCUUUUCUCCAAGAGAUAGGAAAUAUCCGAACGGUUCGAGGCCGAACCGGGCGGCCGGGACAGGGUACUGGAAGGCAACCGGAGCCGAUAAACCGAUCGGAAAGCCGAGCACGGUGGGAAUUAAAAAGGCGUUGGUGUUUUAUGCCGGAAAGGCCCCUAGAGGGGUGAAAACCAAUUGGAUUAUGCACGAGUACCGGUUAGCGAAUGUGGACCGAUCCGCCAACAAGAAAAACAGUAACCUCAGGCUUGAUGAUUGGGUAUUAUGUCGAAUAUACAACAAAAAAGGGACUCUUGAGAAGCAUCAAAUAGUGAAUCAAAGCCCUGUAAGCUACAAUGAAAUGGAAGACAUGGUCGAAAGCAAGCCGAAUUUCUUAGCAUUUGAUCAAACACUAGUGAAACAAUCAAUGUCACCGCAAACAGAAUCAAUGCCGCAACAGCGAUCAGUAAUGCCAAUGCAGACUGCCAAGGCUUAUUCGCCUUUCGACACGUCCGAGUCCGGGGCCAGGUUCCACACGGACUCGAGCUGCUCCGAGCACGUUUUAUCGCCUGAAUUCACGUACGAGAAGGAAAGGGAGGUACAGAGUGAGCCCAAAUGGAGCGAAUUGGAGAACGCGAUCUCCAAUUCGCUCGAUUUUCCAUUCAACUACGACUAUUUUCAUGAUAACCCCUUCACUCCUGAGCCUCAGUACAAUGAUCAACAAUUCUCACUACAGGACAUGUUCAUGUUCUCGCAAAAGCCCUUUUGAAUUCAAGCAAGACAACAGGGAUUCAUCAUUCAUGGAUCAAAUGGCCUAAUUGGAGUAAUGGAGUUGAUAAGAUAUAGUGCCCGUUUGGCAACGUCUUGUAAGUAGCUUUCGAGAUGAAAAAUCCGUUCAUUUUUUCGACUUAUAAACUACUUAUAAGUUAAAUCAAACGGGAACGUUAGACCACCAGAACAUGUAGAAAAGUGUCUUGGUUUAGUGAUUACAUUAGUUAGUUCUCUAGCACAAGAUUCACAACAUGUUACUAGGUGAUCAUGUUUCAAUUAAUUGUUUUGGUGUACACAAUUUUCUGUAAGUAAGGUUGAAAUAAAGUGCAUUAUUUCAUUAUU